This is a messenger RNA of Heterotrigona itama, 429 nucleotides long. The record is from the annotation of a GenBank genome assembly. Lineage: Eukaryota; Metazoa; Arthropoda; Insecta; Hymenoptera; Apidae.
AUGAAAAGACAAUUACAUGAUCCAGGAACACAAUCAUAUGUGAAUUAUAAAAUAAAUAUAGCCGAGGCUAUUUUAAAAUAUAUACAGCUACCUGACUAUACAAGACGCGGGAAAUCCGCAGAAAAUCUAACACCAUUACGAUUACAAGCACAAUGUUGGGCUGAUUUCGCGAAGCAUAUUGAUGCAAUGCCUAGAAAGCAACACCCAACUAGAGCGUGUAAAGUUUGUUACAAACACAAGAACCGGAGCGAAACGACCUGCGAGUGCACAAAAUGUAAGGUAGCAAUUUGCACGUACCGGAAUGUUUUAUAAAAUACCAUAACACGCAGAUUUAUUAAUCUUUAUACUUGUGAGUAUUCUUCGAUAAUAUAGUUUCUUUAUUAUUUAAUUGUUUAUUUAUAUUUUGUUUUUCAUUUUUAGGUCUGGUGA